AUGGAGGGAGCGGCCAAGGGGCACGAAUAUGACGAUAGCGCAACAGAUGGGGGAUUCCUUGACGGAGGCGCCGCUGAAGAAGAAAGCCCCGCCAGUGGCAAUUCUGAACAGACUGGAAAGAGCAAAAGAGAGCGAGACAUCCACUCCUUCAUAGAGAACCAGUACAAGUACAACAUUUUCAGCUACGUCCACUUUUACCAACAAUUAGUGAAAAAAAUAAAGAGGGAAAAUUCCAGCGAGCUCUUUGCCCAUUCUGCACAUAAAAAGGAAGUACACAUCAGGGAGAAGUUCCCAAAAAGUACAUUAAAAAUCGGGCACGAGAAAAAAGACAGGAACGAGUUUUUCCCUAAUCGUAGGAAGAGCAAACUCCCAGGUGGCACGUCUGCACAGAAUGGCCCAAUUGACGAACCACCCAGUGAGGAGCGCGAAAAGGAACAAACUGAUAACUUUCUCAUUAAAAAAAUUCACAACAAGUUUGAACAUUUGGAAAUGGAGAAGAUGCUGAUGGAACCUCUUGGCAAAAUUAAAUGGGUAAAUGAAAUUUCGAAUGAAGAAACCGUGGAGGGCACCUUUUCCCCCCCAAAUGAGGAAACCACGCGUGAUACAGAGAAAGGUAGAUUGGAGACAUAUGAGGGAAGUGUAACUCGUGAUGGUAGUGGAUGCAGCAAUAACUUGGUGAAUGUCAGUGGCCGAGGAGUUAUUCACGAAACGGAUUUGCUGGAAAAGAGGGAGGAACUGUCCAAUAAUGAGGAUCGUGUCAUGUGUAGUGACUCAAUUUUGAGGAGCACACUGGGUGAUAAGUUACGGGACCCGGCCACUGCUGAGGAUGGCAUUUGCGUGAUGGGAGAGAAGGAAGAAGGAAAUGAGGCAUACGUCGUGGGGAAGGGGGGGCACAUCCUCGGGAAGGAAAACGUCGGUGGCAUUGCGGCUGAAGGCAAACUCGCUAACGACGAGUUCAGCCAGCAGAGUAUGGAAACUCCCACCGUGGUGAGCAACAUGGAAAGCGAGGACUCCAUGGGAGAGGGCGACGGCGCGGGCGAUGGACGGAGCGACGGGAACUGCUCGCGCGAACCCCGUGUUGACGUCACCCAGUUAAGAAGUGAGACGGUGGGGCAACCCCUCGGGGGGGAGCGCAGCGCGAGCGGAGGUAGUAAUGGCAUCAAUGGCAGCAGUGGUGGCGCGUUCCGGAGGAGGGAAAAGACCAACGCGAUGGAGGUAAAUAAUCACGGCUGUAAGGACACUCUCAGAAGUGGAAGCGGUGUGAGCGGUGUUAGCGGUGUUAGCGGUGUGAGCGGUGGCUCCGAUAGCAGGCAUUCUCUGAGAGGGAGUCGAGAGAUAAAGACAACUGCACAUCGCACGAAGAAGGUUAACCACAAAGCGGGUAAAGGUAAUAGUAACCCAUUCUUGAAGCAAACGAGUGAUGAUCAGCUGAGUAAAGAAAUAGAAAGUCUGCUUCCAAGAUGGUUAAGGAAGAAGAAAAAAAAAAGGUGCCUGUCAUGUGCACAGAACUGUGUAUACUGGGACGUAUUUGAAUUAAAUUUUUUUUUUGUCGGAGUUCCAAAAAAGGCGAUAGAAAUUUUUGUACGAAAUGAGAUAGACGGGUACUGCCUAAAAUAUAUGGAAGAGAAAUUAUUAAAACGUAUGGGCCUACACGAUAGGGUAGUAAAAAAGUACGUCAUCCUGUGUGUGCACUUUCUUUUACGACUGAGGGAAAAGUAUAAGUAUAGAAAAAGGAGCAACAGAGUAAAUGGCAACGUCCAAGAGGAAGCAUUCCUUCUCAAGAAAAACAAAUUACACUACCUAAAUUUAAUAGGCAGGGGGGGGUAUAGCAAUGUGUACAGAUGCAUAUAUGGAGAUAAAUUAUUGACAUUCAAUGAUGAUUAUUUUUGCAUGCAAUAUUCAGCUAACAAUAUAGCGUUAAAAAUAUGUAAUAAUAAUAAGUAUAGUUACGAGUUUUGCUCCGAAAUGGAUAUUUUGUCGACCUUAAGGCACCCUAACGUUUCCCUUUUUCUAGGUGCACUAAAAUCCCCCCAAGGAAUAGCUCUAGAAUAUAUAAACUGUGGAAGCAUAUUUGACCUAAUACAUAAGCAUAAGGUAAAAAUAAAAUUAAGAGACAUCAUGAAAAUGGGCAAAGAUAUUGCUGCCUUUAUGUGCUUUCUACACUAUAAGGGUAUUCUACAUUGCGAUUUAAAAUCAUCAAACAUUUUGCUAUCCAUGUCGGGGCAAAUCAAAAUUUGUGACUUUGGAUUAUCUGUACAGAACUUUACUCAAAAGCCGAGGUUUCUUGGAAUCGUUGGUACCUACCAGUGGACAGCUCCAGAAAUUUUAAGAGGUGAAGGAUACACUCCACAGGCAGACGUAUAUUCCUUUGGAGUCAUUUUGUGGGAAAUGCUACAUAGGGAGAUCCCCUUUCGGGAACUGAAACACCCCUUGGACAUUAUUGCAUGCGUUGGCUAUGCCAGAAAGCAGCUGGCCAUCAGCAGAGCCAUCCCACCCCCCGUGAGGUACAUUCUGAAGAG
Plasmodium cynomolgi strain B is the source of this 2519-nucleotide messenger RNA. RefSeq names its product serine/threonine-specific protein kinase. Gene Ontology annotation, biological process: protein phosphorylation. Lineage: Eukaryota; Apicomplexa; Aconoidasida; Haemosporida; Plasmodiidae. The record is from RefSeq and is a predicted model, not a curated record. The annotation marks the transcript as partial. The transcript has a single exon. Gene Ontology annotation, molecular function: ATP binding; protein kinase activity.